AUGCUACAACAAUCUAUCUAUCUAUCUAUCUAUCUAUCUAUCUAUCUAUCUAUCUAUCUAUCUCUUUCUCUCUCUCUCUUUAUAUAUAUAUAUACAUAUCAGUUCGUUAUCCAAUGUAACACAUCAUUCCGUUCAUCUAUCUAUCUAUCUAUCUAUCUAUCUAUCUAUCUAUCUAUCUAUCUAUCAGAAUCUAUCUAUCUAUCUAUCUAUCUAUCUAUCUAUCUAUCUAUCUAUCUAUCUUAUUGUCUCAUCUCAUUAGUUCAGUAUCUACUGGUAUCUAUCUAUCUAUCUAUCUAUCUAUCUAUCUAUCUGUCUGUCUGUCUAUCUAUCUAUGUAACUCACCUCAUUUAUUAUCAAUCGAUCUAUCUUGUUGCUAUUGUUGUUGUUGUUCUUCUUUUUCUUCUUCUUAAUCUCCUGCUCCUAAAUCUUUUUCUUCUUUAUUCAACUUCAAUUUAUCUGCUCCUUCCCCCUCACCUACGUUGUUAUCCUUCUUCUUCUUCUUCUUCUUCUUCUUCUUCUUCUUCUUCUUCUUCUUUAUUUAACUUCUAUUUAUCUGCUCGUUCCUUUCACAUAUAUUGUUGUUGCUGUUGUUGCUGUUGUUGUUGUUCUUCUUCUUCUUCUUUUUCUUCUUCUUCGUUUUCUUUUUCUUCUACGUCUUCUUUUUCUUCUUCUUCGUCUUCUUCUUCUUCUACGCUGCACAUCAAAACAUUAUUCUUACAAUGGCUGAACAUAUUAUUAUUAUUAUUAUUAUUAUUCGGUUUAUUUGUCCUCAUCAUUUCCUACAUCAAACUCAUUUUCUUCUUCUUCUUCCUUGUCUCCUUCUACUUCCUCCUCUCCGCUUCUUUUUCUAUCUACUCCUCUACUUAUUCUCCUCCUCAUUCUUCUUCUUCUUCUUUCCCCUCUCUUCCUGCUUCCCUUCUUUUUCUCAUUUCUUAUUCUUCCGGAUAUUUCUCUCCUCCACCUCAUCCUCUCAUCCUCCUCCUCUUCCUCCUUCUUCUUCUUAUUCUUCUUCUUUCCCCUCUCUUCCUGCUUCCCUUCUUUUUCUUCUUUUUCUCAUUUCUUAUUCUUCCGGAUAUUUCUCUCCUCCACCUCAUUCUCUCCUCCUCCUCCGCCUCCUCCUUCUUCUUCUUCUUCUUCUUCUUCUUCUUCUUCUUUUAG
This is a messenger RNA of Acanthosepion pharaonis, 1158 nucleotides long. The record is from the annotation of a GenBank genome assembly. Lineage: Eukaryota; Metazoa; Mollusca; Cephalopoda; Sepiida; Sepiidae.